CUCCUCACAGCACUCGUGCGCGCUGGCCGGCUACACCAGGACGCUUCAUCCUCGGUCAGCGAUUGCAAUCGACCGACCCUCUGCUCACACAGACGCAUUGCUGCCGCGCAGCCACGCAGGCCGAUUGACUCGGCUCAAACACCACACCCACUGUCGGACACCACGAGCGGAUCCCUGACGCUCGGCUGAGAGCCUGGGACGUGACACUGCCACUGUUGCUUGCGCUCUCCGCACUAGCACUGGCCUCGACGCCUGUCCAAGCUUCUCGUCCUGCUCGCCAAGCAGACAGUAAAAACCUGCCGCGUCAAGCUUGUCCUCUUUGCAACCCAAUCGCCCAGCGCCGCCGCUGCGUGCCAACUUGCGAUCGCUGUGCAGCCGCGCCGUCCUCUCGCCCUUGCAGAUCCACCCUUCCGCCUGCAGCCUCGGCGCCGCCGACCAGUCAUCGCCCAACAUGUCGAUGCCAUCCGUGCGCCCUGCGACCUCUAAUCCACCAGACGUUUCUCCACGCACGACCGCGGCCGAUACCGUCCCCGGCUCUGGCUCGUCGACGAAUCCGGCCCAGCAACCGUCAUCAUCAUCCAACAAGAAGAAGAAGCACCGUGCCGGCCGCAAGCACAAGUCCUCUCGGCGCAAGUCCAUCGUCAGCCGUCCCGAAGGCCUCAACAGUCAGCACGGGCUCGUCGAGGGUCAGACGGCCUCCGAUAGCUUCUACUUGCAAGUCAACACCAGCAACACAAGCCUCGAGAGCGAGGCACUCCUCGACCACCGUGCAGAUUACCGUGAUCAGGGCUUUCGGCGGCCUCGGCGGGCCUCGACAAUGAUCGGUAGUCCUUAUCAGACCCCCGGCCGAGCGCGAACGGGCACAAACUACUUCCCCGACGAGAAUGCCGCCAGCGAGCGUGUCCCGUUAUUGGGCACCUCUGUCACAGGUGAAAACGAUCUUGCCGGCUAUGGAGGAGCCAACCCAAGCCGGAAGCCCGAUGCGAGCAAGCAAAGACAACGCCGAGGCUCUAGUAGAUCCAGCGGCCUCCAGGCUAUAGCUCCCCGGACGCCAACAGAGCCUUGGAACGUCAACUAUCCUCCAUCGGUGCCCGGGUCCCCGACACUGGAUGCGACCGACCCCAUGGGCGGCUUCAGAGAUGUCAUGAUGCAUGACGACGAUUCGGACGACCACAGAUCACGCCGCAACAGCAUGCCCGGAGCCGAGUCUGACGAGACUUUUGUGCUAAAUAAAGGAUCGCUGGAGCGGAGACAUACUGUGGCGCUCGCGCAGCAGGACGACGUCUGCAUGCCGCAGGAGACAAUGUCGGAACUUGGCGAGUUUGACCCAAAUAUUGAUAGGGACGUGUCAUCGCAAAGAACGCGCCGUCGGCGCCGACAGAAGUGGCCCGACCUCGAGCUGCUCGAGGACUUCUCGACACUCGAGAAAGAGAGCCGAUCCGAGAGCAAUCGACGCGUUAAGAAGAUUGCCGAGCCCCAACUGAUCGAAGGCAGGCUCCGGCCCGCAAAUGGCAAGCGUUGGUUCACUGCCGAGGAGGAGGCGCCAUACCGCUUUACGUACUUCAACAUUGAGUUUGAGGACACGAUCCACAGCCAGACAAUUUCGGAACUGCCCCAGGCCGAACUCGGUUUUAAGGAGCUGUUUCUGCCCGAUCCGCCAGUCUUGUCUGAAUCCAGUGAAGACGACACUGAAGACGACGAAUGGCCGACUCAAGGAUCUGCCGCCGGCACUAAGAACGGCGAGGCACUUUCGAAGGUCAACACACGCGCAAGCUCGAUCGCCCAACAACUCUCAGAUAAGCGGGCGGACGCAAACAUUUCUCCUCAGCCAGCUCCUCGCACAGGGCCCUCGAAUGGGAACUCGAGCAACGGCCAUGGCUCAGGUAUGGCGACGCCUUCGCGGUCGAAGUCGCCCAUCGUCGAAGCCAACGAGGCCGAGACAAGGCUGCCGUCGGCGAAAGUCGAGAAGCAGUUGCGGUACGGCGAGCGGCCUGUGUGGUGGUUGGAUUGUUUUUCUCCCACGCAGCGGGAGCUGGAGCUUCUCUCCAAGGCCUUUGGCAUUCACCCUUUGACCACCGAAGAUAUUUGGCUGCAGGAGGAGCGCGAGAAGGUAGAGCUGUUCCGCAACUACUACUUUAUCACGUAUCAGUCAUUUGACCAGGACUCCAAGUCGGACAAUUUCAUGGAGCCUCUGAUGAUGUACAUUGUGGUCUUCCGAGAGGGCGUCAUUUCAUUCCACUGGAACCCGACACCUCACCCUGCCAAUGUCCGACGGCGAAUACGGUUCUUGAAGGACUACGUGCGGAUUGACGCGGACUGGAUCGGAUACGGCAUCAUCGACGAUGUCACGGAUGUUUAUAUCCCCCUGAUCCAGAAUAUCGAGGAUGAGGUGGACGACAUUGACGAUGCCAUCUUGAAGCUGCACUCGAUCCCUGAAGCCAUGGACGCGUCCGGCAAGGACAAGGAGGACAAUGAGAAAUCAUCACCAGAAGCCGCGCCUGAAGGCCAUCUCUUGCACCGGGUCGGAGCAUGCCGCAAGAAGGUGAUGCGGCUGUACCGCCUGCUAGGCACGAAGGCCGACGUCAUCAAAGGCUUUGCGAAGCGGUGCAACGAGAAGUGGCAGGUCGCACCCCGGUCCGACAUUGGCAUGUACCUGGGCGAUAUCCAGGACCACAUUGUCACGAUGACGGGCAACCUGAGCCACUACGACGUGAUCCUGGCGCGGUGUCACGCCAACUACAUUGCGCAAAUCAACAUCCGCAUGGGCGAGCGGCAGGAGGCCACCGCCGACGGGCUGAACAAGCUCACGGUGCUGGGCACCAUUGUGCUGCCGAUGAACAUCAUCACGGGCCUCUGGGGUAUGAACGUGUGGGUCCCCGGCCAGGACGACGAGGGCUAUCUGGGCUGGUUCUUCCUCAUCACGGCGGGCCUGCUCGUGUUCGGCGUCAUGUGUUACUUUGCGGCAAAGAGGCUGAAGCUGGUCUAGAUGUGUACAUGUGUGUGUGUGUGGAGAGCGGCAACGGCGAGCACGGCUGUAUAAUACGAGGCUCGGAUAUCUUUUUGGGGGUACCUGGCGUCAUUUCACUGGACAGGUACGGCGCUGCUUAUACUGUGCCGAGAAACAAUCAACAUAUGCUCAUAA
Molecule: messenger RNA, 3142 nt
Organism: Microdochium trichocladiopsis
Lineage: Eukaryota; Fungi; Ascomycota; Sordariomycetes; Xylariales; Microdochiaceae
Exons: 1
Coding region: 452-2986 (844 amino acids)
Biological process (GO): intracellular magnesium ion homeostasis; magnesium ion transmembrane transport
Cellular component (GO): plasma membrane
Molecular function (GO): magnesium ion transmembrane transporter activity
Source: RefSeq, a predicted model, not a curated record